Molecule: messenger RNA, 3160 nt
Organism: Cadophora gregata
Lineage: Eukaryota; Fungi; Ascomycota; Leotiomycetes; Helotiales; Ploettnerulaceae
Product: hydrolase 76 protein
Exons: 6
Coding region: 1-957 (318 amino acids)
Biological process (GO): fungal-type cell wall biogenesis; carbohydrate catabolic process
Molecular function (GO): mannan endo-1,6-alpha-mannosidase activity
Source: RefSeq, a predicted model, not a curated record
AUGGAUUACGCAAAAUAUACUGGAUCUUGGACAUAUAAGCAGCUCAUUGGAGAGGCUCUUGUCCUGAACUCUUACGACGAGGCUCACGAUUUCUUUGGUACCGAUCAUGAGUACGUCUCUAUUGUAGUUGGGCGAUGGAAUGAUGAUGUUGAAUGGUACGCCCAGGCAGUCGUGGCCGGAGCUGAGCUCUACGGACCAGACUCUUACAUGCCAGGCCUUUGGGGAAAUGGCACAUGGAUAACGCUUGCCCAGCGAACAAUCGAUGAAGUUUAUGACUACUGGACACCAGAGUGCGGCGGAGGUAUUUACUGGUCGACCGAUCCAGCUCAGUCUGCUACGUACAAGUCCGGUAUCACACAGCUUGAGUUCAUUUCCCUCGCCAUGAGAACUUACCUUCAGACCAAAAAUGCAACGCUCCUACACAUCACAGAGAAGCUGCUCACUUGGAUUGUAGACUCAGGUAUGAUGGAUCUGGCGACCGGAACCGUGUACGACGGAGUUGACACUGCUGGCUGCACGGUCUUCAAGGCGCAAUGGUCAUAUUCGUACGGUCAUCUUGUAGGAGGUCUUUCUUACCUUUACCAAGCAACUGGCAACUCAUCUUACCUGUCAUAUGCAGCAAAGAUCGCCCAGACAGGAAUAGCGAAAUUCGCGCCCACUGGGGUUGCGAAAGAGCUCUGUGAAGCGAGAGGUACUUGCAACCAAGAUCAACAAGGCUUCAAAGCUAUAUUUCUCCGUCAGUUGGCGUACUUACACUCAACCACGCCGGACAAGGCAAUGAAAUCCAGUAUCUCCACCGUACUUCAGAGGUCUGCAAAAGCAGCGCUAGCUACAUGCGAUACCGACUGGAAUUGUGCAGGAAACUGGACGAACGGCUCAACACAGGGUUAUCCUCCAUUCAGAUCUACGCAUCUCGUUGCAGCUGCAUUAGUUGCUUUAGAGGGGAUCACAAAGUAAUGAGAGGGAAACACUCCUCUCUGCAAGUCAGGAAAAUUCACAGCAUUACAUGACAUCAGGCAGCCAUCGAAUCGGCAAGUUUCUCUGUACGGGUAUUCUAGAUCACAUUCGAUAUAUACCUUCUACUUCCCAGCUCAACUAUAUACAGAGAACCACAAGAGUAUUUACAAACCUCAAAGCACACGGCCUACUUGUAUGCCCUCACUCCAUCCCUUACAAGCACUGAGAGUACCAUUGAGAUUGAACCUUACAAGUAGAGCCACUUACGCAAGUCGUCGCACCAGUCCAUCCAGAACCACCACACUGGGCGUACUUCUGAGCAACAGGGCCAGAUCCCGUACCUGGAGCUGUUGUACCAGUCGGCGUGGUUGCCGCAGUGGUUGUAGGUGUGUUUCCACCUCCAGUUCCAGCCGAAGCAAGCUUCCCAUUGACGAAAGUCAAAGCUGCUUGUCCGUACUCAGUGCCAUAGCCCUGAUGAGUGGCUUGGCUGCUGCCGUUACAGCAGUAUGGAUCCGCUGCGUCACAGUAAGAUUGUAUCUUGGCUGCUGAGGGACACUGGAAGCCAGCUGGGCGGGGUGCAAACUGAAUGAGAGUUAGCAUUUCUCGAUGACAGGGUGUGGUAGAAGAGGUGGGAGCUUACGCCUGAGGCUUUGCAGGUACCGACGUUGUAUGGUAGGCCUGGGAUAUAUCUUGGGUCUCCCAUGAAGAUGGCUGCUUUUAUCAUGUUUACCGCGAAAGGUUGAAUGGGGACAGAAGUAUCUGUCAAGCCGACAUUGGUGUCACCACCUCCACAGAAGCCGUUAUCGAAGAUUUGACCACCCUGAGGAUUUUCAGCUGAAUGCUCGCUUGAAGUGGAUGGGCAUGUAUACCUGAGAGUAUCCCACAAUGACCAAGAGAGUAUUUGGACACCUGGUGUUGAACGAGUUGACGGCACUUGCGACGGCUUUCACACCAGCCAAGACGGAGUUCCCGUAACUGGCUCCUCCACACGAGGCUUGUCCGCCGCAGGCUGGGUAGACGAUGGCUUCGGAGGUAGCUCCUGGGUGGGCAUUGAGGAUCAAGUUCACGACCACUGGAAGGAAAUCAGCAUCCAACAAACGCUCGACCUAAAGGGAACCUACCACCAGCAGUUCCAUAUCCAGCGGGUGCAGUUGUCUCUCGGGCACCAAAAACGUGAAUAUUGGGACAGCUCGUUUGACGUUCCUCGACCUCAAUAGGAGAAGCGAGAGCUUUACCUAGGAGGAGAAGUGUUGCGGCAGCAGUCAGAUACAUUUUGAAGAUCGAGUGGAUUUUUGAUUACAAUAGAGCAGAAGUAAACAGAAGCGGUGCCAGAACGAAGGACAAGACCAGAGGUGAGAAGCAUAUAUCAAGAGUCAGGUACGAUCAACCUCAUGGAGUAGGUUACCAGGGCCGAGCGGAGCUACAUUAGUAGACGUCCCAUAUUUCGCACGAUUCAGUUCCGCAUGAACCAAAAAGGUUCAAGCUUUCGAUCAGGGACGAACAGUGGAGACAAACAUCUCCAUCUUUCCGAGAGAAUUUAGCCGCAGGAAGAUAUUCCCACUGGUCCUUAUUCCUUCUCAGUUAAGACAUAACACACACUAUGAGAUCUCUUGACCUCCAAGAUUUUCUCAAUCUUCAGCUACAAAGUGACCUUCUAGUCACUCAUUCGAAACGGAACUAAAAAUAUGACAGGGCUAGUGCUAAAACUAAUAGUUUCCCCGCCAUACAGGCAUAAGAAUAUUAGGCAAAAGAGCGUUCCCGGUCGGAGGAGGUAUAUCAGAUGAUCCGAAUCUGGGGACAGCUCAGCAGCAAGGCCGAACAUCACAAGUAGACUCUCAAAAAGUGUCGUAGAUCCCCGCAUCUCAUGAUCUGAACUUGCAUGCGAGCUCUUUAUCCAGGACCCGUCUCAGACCACGGCUCCGUUCCACGUGGUAUUAAGGUUGUAAGCACCUCUUGUUACACGGAAGAAUCGGGUUCGGCAUAGGCAGGCUGAAUCCUGAUUAGGGCUGGAGAGUGCCUAUUUGAGCGCCACAGAUGCGUGAGGUUGAGUGUGUUCCGGGGCUCUGAGAAAUGAAAGGAGGACUUGUACCUUGGUAACCGUGAACUCUUCUUGUGGAGUGGGUGCCAGACUGGCGGGCCUCGGCUCAAACUUCUCAAUUACACUUCCUAUGCAUUUUAUCUGCGAGCAUUCUAGACUUUCAAG